AUGUUCCCCCGGCGUGGUGACGCCAUUUGUACUUCGCGACGGUAUGAGCUGCGCCACCUGGCUGCGUGGGCGGAGCGCGUGAUAACACGCAGGCAAAUCGAUGCGUCUGUUGAUGGAGUUGGUGUCCGACACCCACGCCUCCAACAGCUCUCGCCCUGUCUUGUUGCCGGCUCGCGCCAAUAUCCGCGUGUUGGCGAAGUCGAACUCAUGCCCUUCCUCGAGCGUGUGAGUGGCUACUUGAGACAGUGGGUCGCCUCUCCGAACGGCCCGUUUGUGCUCAAGUAUUCGUCAGCUCAGACGUCGUCCUGUCUGGCCUGUGUAGUGGCAAGGACAGUUUUGGCACGGGAUUCGAUAGACUACGCCCGACUGUUCACCUGCGUCCAGCCGAUCCUUCAUUUUCAUGAUCCUGCUACGCAUGGUGGCCGCCGGAUGAUGAGCGAUGCCCACGCCUAG
Spirometra erinaceieuropaei is the source of this 453-nucleotide messenger RNA. Lineage: Eukaryota; Metazoa; Platyhelminthes; Cestoda; Diphyllobothriidea; Diphyllobothriidae. The record is from the annotation of a GenBank genome assembly.